Brassicogethes aeneus is the source of this 238-nucleotide messenger RNA. NCBI's taxonomy places the organism in Eukaryota, Metazoa, Arthropoda, Insecta, Coleoptera, Nitidulidae. The record is from the annotation of a GenBank genome assembly.
AUGCUUAUCAAAGUAAAGACAUUAACUGGUAAAGAAAUCGAAAUUGAUAUUGAACCCACCGAUAAAGUGGAAAGAAUAAAGGAAAGAGUAGAGGAAAAAGAAGGAAUUCCACCCCAACAGCAACGAUUAAUUUUUUCGGGGAAACAAAUGAACGACGAAAAAAACAGCACAGGACUACAAAGUUCAAGGGGGUUCUGUACUGCAUUUAGUUCUGGCUUUACGUGGUGGUAAUAAGUAA